Molecule: messenger RNA, 1125 nt
Organism: Macrosiphum euphorbiae (potato aphid)
Lineage: Eukaryota; Metazoa; Arthropoda; Insecta; Hemiptera; Aphididae
Source: the annotation of a GenBank genome assembly
AUGGAUGGAAGAAAAUUAAUUUUUUGUAUGGUAUUGGUCUUCAGUCUGGGAAUUGGUGGGGACAGGAGUGUCAGGGCUCAAAACUCACAAAAUUAUAAUGAAUGUUUCACACCAAAUAUUCAUAACUUCAUUUGCACUAACAUUAUGGAAUGUCCAGUGCUACUUAAUCUAGUAGAAUAUCACAGACAAAAUUCUUCUAUCGUCACUUUUCUCAGAAACCAAGUAUGUGGACAUGAAAUUGAUUUUCCUUAUUACCCCAAGGUAUGCUGUCCAUUUUCGAAUGAAUCUGAUUCUAAAGCAAUUUACGAAACAGUUUCGUCAAGAAAAUUGCCAUCUCAAGACACUUGUGGACGGAGCAAAAUUACUCACGAUCCAAUUGAAGGAGGAAAACCUGCUGAAUUAGGUGCUUGGCCCUGGAUUGCAGCACUUGGGUAUAAACAUCUUAAUAAGGAAAAUCCGGAAUACAAGUGGAUGUGUGCUGGUUCCUUGAUAUCAGAUAGAUUCGUAUUAACAGCUGCCCACUGCACCAUCGGUAUUGGAAUGUACCGUUUGCAGGGUGUGCGUUUAGGUGAUUUGAACUUAAAUCCUAAUGUAAAAGAUGGAUCUAAUCCAAUAGAUGUUCCAAUUUCACUUGUCAUAAGACAUAAUCAAUAUAAUAUACAACAUAUGACCAGUGAUAUUGCAUUAUUAAAAUUAAACGACAGUGUUUCAUUCAGUCAAUUUAUUCAACCUAUAUGUUUGCCAAUCUUAUCGAAUCAUAGAGCCAACAAUUUCGUUGAAUCUGACACAUAUCUUGCAGGAUGGGGUUCGACGAUGAUAAAUCCAAGUUCUGAUGCUCUAAUGGAAGUUCAAUUACAAGUGGUAAACAAUUCGGAAUGUCAACAAAGAUAUCUUAACAAUAGUAUCGAUAUCGAUGAUACACAUUUGUGUGCUGGAAUAUUUGGAACAGAUGUUUGUAGGGGAGAUUCUGGAGGUCCCUUAAUGUGGCAAAAUGGUUCUCAAUAUUAUUUAGUGGGGGUCGUGAGUUUCGAACAUACUAACUGUGGUAGAGAAAGUUACCCAGGUGUAUAUACUAGGGUGACAUCAUUUGUCCAAUGGAUCGAAGAUACCAUGAAUUACAAUUAA